Messenger RNA from Vigna unguiculata (cowpea), 952 nucleotides. RefSeq lists its product as uncharacterized. NCBI's taxonomy places the organism in Eukaryota, Viridiplantae, Streptophyta, Magnoliopsida, Fabales, Fabaceae. The record is from RefSeq and is a predicted model, not a curated record.
GUAUACUAGGCACUACCCACACCAUUCAUAGCAAAACAACAUCACCGAUAUAUAUAUACUACUCUAUCAUCAUAUAGCUUUGAAGUCCAACAUGGGAAACUGCUUCUUCGGGGCCAUGUCAGAUCCUCAUGCACCCAUCAAAGUCAUAACAUCAAACGGUGGAAUCAUGGAGUUCAGUGCUCCGGUCACCGUCAGUUUCAUCACCAACGAGUUCCCAGGGCACGCCAUAUUCAGAAGCCACGACCUCUUCUGGAAACCACUCAGCCAAUUCCAAGAGUUGGAGGCAGGUCAAUCUUACUAUCUGCUACCACUCAACAACAACAAUACCAACAAUACCAACAACAAUAGCAGCAACAAUAGCAGCAACAACGACAACAUAGACAUCCCAUGUGGUGUUGGUGAAAAUGUAAACGUUGUGAGACAAGGGCAUGUGAGAUCUCACAGUGUCCCUACAACCUCUUACCCUGCCUUGUAUAGAAUGUCCUUGGACUACCAGCACCACCACCUCAAGAGAUCCUCCAUUGAAGCCUUCUCUAGCAGCAACAUUCACGGUGGAGUUGGUGGUAGCAGUAGGUUUUGGAAAGUGAAGCUUGUGAUCACCCCAGAACAGUUGCUUGACAUUUUGGCACAAGAGGCUCGCACCAAGGAGUUGCUACAGAGUGUAAGGAUGGUAGCAAAAUGUGGGGAUGCUGCAGGUACCAUUUCUGAUCAGUGGAACCUUUCCAGCACCAGUUGGAGCAUUUCCUCUAAGAUUGAUGCCUUAGUAGGCAUUUAAUUAGUACAUACUAUAUCAAACAAUUGUAGCAACAACAUUACUUUUUUUUUUCUCUUUGCCUGCUUUCUUCCAUUGCUAUUUUUAUCCAUGCAUGCUUUGUAUUUUGUUUCUUCUGUGAAAUUCAAUGUAGAUUACCUUCACACAUCAAACUGCAGAAUUUUCGAGCUUUUGUUUGUA